AUGUUCCACAGACGACGGCCUGCACCCCAAAGUCUCCAACACAUCCGUCUCGCACGGCGCGUGGCGAAACGGCAACUCGUUGCAACCCUUGGUCCUGUUCACAGCGACCUCGAGGAGUUCUAUGCUUCGGUGCCUCUUCCUGAUGGUCAUAGGGGAGAGUUGAAAGUGGUGCGACCUAAACCGUUAGCAAUGCAGUCACAAGCAUCCACCCCGGGAGUGACCAUUGAGACUGUGCCUUCUUCUCCAGCAGACGGCGGCAACGCUGGUCAUCCGUUGAUUGUCCUCUUUCAUGGCGGAGGAUUCUCCAACGGCAGCGUCGAUUACAUGACUCGUCCGGCGCGAGAUUUUGCGCUCGAAUUCCACGCCGUGGUUAUUUCUGCGACGUAUCGGCUCGCGCCCGAGCAUCCGUUCCCGACGCCGAUGCAAGAUGCUUGGGAUACGCUGGUGUGGUUGUCCCAGCACGCGGGGGAAUUUGGUGCCAACCCUAUCCGGGGUUUUGUAGUCGGCGGAGUUUCAGCCGGAGGGACCAUGGCCGCUGUUUGCAACCAGUUGGCACGGGAUCGAGGACUCACGCCACCGCUCACCGGGGCAUUCGUGUCCAUUCCUCUUUUGCUCGUCAAGGAGAUCGUUCCGGACAAAUACAAAAGGGAGUGGACCUCGAUGGAAGACAACAAGAACAACCCGUCCCUGAACCGAGACACGAUCCAGCAUAUCAUCCGCACACUGAGCCCAGACAUCCGAUCUCCCUUGUUUUCACCUUUCAACAGCAAGACUCCUCACGUGGGACUGCCUCCGACAUACGUACAUGUAGGAGGACUGGAUGUCCUGAGGGAUGACGGCUUGCUAUACGAAAGGGCGUUGAGGGCAGCGGGGGUGCCGACACGGUGCGACGUAUUUCCUGAUCUGGGCCAUGCUGCUUGGACUAUCCAUGCAACAGAGUACUCUCGACCACGACUAGGGCCGAAGAUGAUGGAAGCGAUGAGGUGGCUGUUGGGUCAGGAAGGACUGAAGGACUGA
This is a messenger RNA of Fonsecaea nubica, 1017 nucleotides long. RefSeq lists its product as hypothetical. Bases 1 to 1017 code for a protein of 338 amino acids. Lineage: Eukaryota; Fungi; Ascomycota; Eurotiomycetes; Chaetothyriales; Herpotrichiellaceae. The transcript has a single exon. The record is from RefSeq and is a predicted model, not a curated record. Gene Ontology annotation, molecular function: hydrolase activity.